AUCGCGAUAUUUGCUUACUCCGUCAUGGCUGCUUCACAGAAAUUGCACAGAUGUGUUGUGUCUCAAACAGGGAAACAUUCCGCUUCGAUUAUCUUCCUCCAUGGCUCAGGAGACACGGGUCUGGGACUUCGGGCGUGGGUCCGAGACACGUUUCAUCUGGCGUUCCCCCAUAUCCGAAUAAUCUACCCUACAGCUCCGGCCAGGCCCUACACGCCCAUGCAAGGGGCUCUGUCAAACGUAUGGUUUGACCGCCACCAGAUCUCCAGGGACUGCUCCGAGCACCUGGAGUCUGUGGAUGACAUGUGUUCCACUCUAGGGUCCAUCCUCCAUGACGAGGUUCAGGCUGGCAUUCCCAAACACCGGAUAAUAAUCGGUGGGUUCUCCAUGGGCGGAGCCAUGGCGCUACACCUAGCCUGCAGGAACCACCCAGAGGUGGGCGGAGUCUUUGCUCUGUCUAGCUUCCUGAAUAAGGACUCGGUCGUCUAUCAGGCUGUGGACGACAGGAAGGGGCAUCCACUGCCGGAACUGUUUCAGUGCCACGGGUCCAGUGACGAGCUGGUGCUGCACGAGUGGGGCGAGCAGACUGGCGCCCUCUUGAGGAAGGCGGGGAUGAGCGUGUCCUUCCACACCCUCCCGGGCCUCCACCACCAGCUGUGUGCCCCUGAGCUGGAGCUGCUGCGCGCCUGGCUGCUCCGCAAGCUGCCCCCGGAGGAGCACUCAGAGACCAGAGCCUAGCCAGUGCUCCUGAGCUGGGAGGAGACCGGACUGGACACACACACACUCAGACACACUCAGACACACUCAGACACACACACACACACGCACACACACACACACACACGCACUCACACACGCACUCAUUUAUGCACAGUCUCACAUGUACACACACACACACCAGCAUGCUACUCCAACACAAUAGCACACUACUCCAAUACACACACACACACACACUACUUACACAAACACAUGCACACACACACACACACACACUCACACCAGCACACACACAUAAGCAGAAUAUGCACAAAAACAGCUGAUGGAUCAAGAAAAGCUCAAGUAAGGGAAUCAAAUGUCUAACACUGUGGUGGAUUAAAUCGAGCAAAUCAGAGGACGUCCUUUACUGAUUUAUUACCCUGAACAUUCCAAAGUCAUCCCCACAGUAACUCUCCUGACUGUAUUUGCAAACCAACACUGAAAUGCUUUUUAGCAUGCAUGUCUUUGGAAAGACUGUAGAAGAGAGUAGAGUAGAGUAUAAACAUUUAGGAUGUAAUUUAUGUUGUUAAAAAAGAUUACCCUACAUAUUGUGCCAAUCUAUGCAUUAUAUUUGUUGGUCUAUGCAUUAUAUUUUAUGUGUUUAUGUUUAUUGUAUUAUAUAUGCACUUACAUUUAUCAUACUUGAAAAGAUGACUAUUUUGGGAAAGACACCAUUAUCUGUAGAAUGCAAGGAGUUAUUGAGGGGCACAUACUUAUUGUACUUUUAGACUACAUUAUUCCAGUUAAGAGUCAGUUCUUUCUUAAACAAAAUAAUCUGUACACUGUGUUGAUCUUAAGUGUAGUUGUUUUUUUUUUGUUUAGUGUUUAACACCGUAAAGAUGCAGUCCGCAAAACCUUUCCUUUCUGUGCUCCUGAAGCAUGUGUGCUGAUUGGCUGGGAUUGUGUACGGCUCGGUCCAAGCUACUCUGUUUGUGUCCCAUGUACAGAGCCAGAGGGCUGUACUACGAAGCGAGGCAACUGCCUCAUCCAGCUCACUUCAGGAAGAACUACAGGAGUAGCUUCUCCAUUAACCUGUAAUAGGAAAGGUGGAUGCAUUUCACCCGAGGUAUGCUGUCAUGGCAAUUUACACUGCAUUUCCAAACUGCUCCGAGCAGAUUAUCUUCAUGUUUAACUUAAUGUUACCCGAUAUAAACACCGCCCUCCACUUACAAUCUUGGAAGACCCGACAUUUGCGCACGGAUUGCGAGAGACUCACUGUUGUUUAGAGACCGUCAAAAUCCUUUAGCUUAUUCCAAUGAUCUUUCUCUAUGAAGGGUAUCAAUUCUCGUCCGAGGGAAUUUACUGUCUUUGGCAGCUUCUAGGGGCUAGAUGUCUCCAGUGCCACUUGCCAGAGUAAUGCACUCACUGUUCAACAUGUAGCCUACCUAGGUUUGCUUUAUUUUGCCAGCGGAGACCUCAGGUAUUCCAUCUGAGCAAGAAUAAGCUAAUGUAUGCUGUGCAGUUCAGACGGUGGGAUGCAUUUGUUCCCUGGCCAUUUGAGCACUCUAAAGAUCAAAGAGGAUUUGUAUGCGAUCAUAGCUAAUUAUAUUAUUAAUUAAUAAUUAUACACAAAUUCUUGGUGUAAUUUUAAUAUGCAGAGGUUAGAUCUAUAUAGAGAACACAUAUUUUCCCCAUAGGAUCCCCGAAUGUAAUUUGUGUGAUUGACCCAUUAGAGGGCUGUCAGGAGAAGCAGACACAAAUCAAUUUUUCCAUCAAUAAAUACAAUCGUUUUUUGAUUCACAUAUUUGUUCAUUCAAGUUCUCCCUAAAAAUUAAAAGGAAAAAAGUUAUAGAUGGUAGAGACAUAUUGAUCAAAGGAUGGUUGACAAUGUAUAGCAAUACCUUUGUUCAUGUUACAGUUUUUUUUAUUUCAAGUUUUAGUUUUUUAUUUGCAGCAUUUUCUUGUGGCAGUCCAGGUCGAGCACACACUCAAAGAUUGUGUGUGUGUGUGUGUGUGUGUGUGUGUGUGUGUGUGUUCGUGCGCUCGCGUUUAGGUUUAGGUUUAGGCUUUUUUGCCAUGAAUGAUCAUAGUGCAUUCCUUCAGUGAAAAAAGUGGUAGAUGUGCCAUUGGCUAUGAACUCGUCCUGCGUUGGCGAACGCACCCAUUUUAUGCGAACAAUCAUAAACUCCAGUAACGUUGUGUCACCUAACCAACACCUCAUUCAUUGAAUUGGACAAAAAGUGUAUGGGAUUAGAAUUGCGGACUGCACCUUUACCUGUGUUGAAAGGAUGGUCCUGUGAAUAAAACUGCUCACACUGUU
Molecule: messenger RNA, 3013 nt
Organism: Clupea harengus (Atlantic herring)
Lineage: Eukaryota; Metazoa; Chordata; Actinopteri; Clupeiformes; Clupeidae
Gene: lyplal1
Product: lysophospholipase like 1
Biological process (GO): protein depalmitoylation
Cellular component (GO): cytoplasm
Molecular function (GO): palmitoyl-(protein) hydrolase activity; carboxylic ester hydrolase activity
Source: RefSeq, a predicted model, not a curated record